Molecule: messenger RNA, 404 nt
Organism: Oppiella nova
Lineage: Eukaryota; Metazoa; Arthropoda; Arachnida; Sarcoptiformes; Oppiidae
Source: the annotation of a GenBank genome assembly
AAAUUAUCGGACACAAAGUGUAUUGAAGUUUCAUUAAUUCAAACUAAUAUCCAUUCCAAAUGCAAUCCCUACUCUUUUUGACCAUUUCUUUGUUAAUGAUAUCAACCAUUACUUCAUUUAUCAAAAUCGAUGCCAUCGUUGACACGAAAUUUAGCCCAAAACUCUAUGGAGAAGACAUUAAUUGUGAUCUUUGCGGAGAAACGUGUGUCAAGUCGUGCACAGACGCCAGUAGUGUUAGAGGACUAGAAAACUUCAGGCGCUGUUGUGCCAGUUAUUUCAAAAAGCGAGCUACUGUUCCGGCCCUGUGGUCAAACAUGAAGGAAUAUCGCCAACGUCUACUUGACCAGUCUUUACUCCAGGCCAAGAUCAAUGGUGAUAAAAGUGAGAACUGUAGUCAGAAAUGA